Molecule: messenger RNA, 2955 nt
Organism: Cavia porcellus (domestic guinea pig)
Lineage: Eukaryota; Metazoa; Chordata; Mammalia; Rodentia; Caviidae
Gene: Oscp1
Product: organic solute carrier partner 1
Exons: 11
Coding region: 95-1264 (389 amino acids)
Biological process (GO): transport
Cellular component (GO): cytoplasm; plasma membrane
Source: RefSeq, a predicted model, not a curated record
GCCCUAGCAACCAGACUCUAGACGCGCUGCGGCCUCCAGGCUACUGGCUUCAGAACCCUGGAGCUCUUUACCUGCCUCGCGGGUUUCCAGCACCAUGUCGGUACGGACGCUACCUCUGCUCUUCCUGAACUUGGGUGGGGAGAUGCUUUACAUCCUUGACCAGCGGCUGCGGGCCCAGAACAUCCCAGGAGACAAGGCCCGCAAAGAUGAAUGGACAGAGGUGGACAGAAAACGAGUUCUGAAUGACAUCAUUUCAACCAUGUUCAAUAGAAAGUUCAUGGAGGAACUGUUCAAACCCCAAGAGCUGUACUCUAAGAAGGCCCUGAGGACCAUCUAUGACCGCCUGGCUCAUACUUCCAUUAUGAGACUGAACCAGGCCAGCAUGGACAAGCUCUAUGACCUGAUGACUAUGGCUUUCAAAUAUCAAGUUUUACUGUGUCCCCGACCCAAGGAUGUACUACUGGUCACUUUCAAUCACUUAGAUGCCAUCAAGGGAUUCAUUCGAGACUCCCCAACCAUCCUUCACCAAGUGGACGAGACUUUCCGGCAGCUGAUAGAAGUGUACGGGGCUCUCUCUGCAGGUGAGUUCCAGCUGAUCCGGCAGACGCUCCUCAUCUUCUUUCAAGACCUACACAUCCGAGUAUCCAUAUUUCUAAAGGACAGAGUGCAGAAUUCUAAUGGUCGCUUUGUGUUGCCAGUGUCUGGGCCUGUUCCCUGGGGAACUGAAGUUCCUGGACUCAUCAGAAUAUUUAACAACCAAGGCGAAGAAGUAAAGAAGAUAGAAUUCAAGCAUGGUGGAAACUAUGUCACUGCCCCCAAAGAAGGUUCUUUUGAACUGUAUGGAGACCGGGUCCUGAAACUGGGAACUAACAUGUACAGUGCACAUCGGCCUGUGGAAACGCAUAUGUCUGGAGCAUCCAAGAACUUAGCCUCGAAAGCACAGAAAAGCAUUGCUCCAAAUCCUCUCGCUAAAGAAGAGCUAAAUUUUCUGGCCAGACUAAUGGGAGGAAUGGAGAUUAAGAAACCCAGCGGCACCGAACCAGGAUUCCGGUUGAAUCUCUUUACUACUGAUGAAGAGGAGGAACAUGCGGCGCUCACCAGGCCCGAAGAAUUAUCCUACGAAGUUAUCAACAUACAAGCUGUGCAGGACCAGCAGCGGAAUGAAGAGCUGGCUCGGAUCAUGGGAGAGCUUGAGAUCACAGAGCAGCCAAGGCAGAGCACCAGCAAAGGGGACGAUCUGCUGGCCAUGAUGGACGAGUUAUAGCUGUGCCGACCAGGCACAGCCCAGCCCACCUCCCUGAAGACAGAAGGCCCCAGGGUCCAAAUGAUGCUGCUAGUUUUUCACCGAGCAAGGCCAUUACUGCUCGUUCCCUCUCAUGUUGUAAUGAACUGUGCAGUUUUCCUCAGAGAUCACACUUCCCGGAAGGCACACGCGCACAUGUAUUUUCAGCAAAAUACAUUCUGACUCUCAAACUGGACUUUUCCCAUUUAGUCCUAAUUCUAUGGCAACCAUACAGAAAGCACCCUGGGUGGGAAAUUGAGCCCCAGAGCCAUCAAGGAGACACUCCCAUUAUCCUUUUCAGGUUUGCUGCCUUACUUUUCCCGUAGGGACUUGUAUCUCACAGAUGCCUGUAAGUCAUAACAGAAGCAUCGGUGUUUGCCAGGAUGUGCUGUGCCUUGUAGAUAAGUUGGAUAUCAGAAGGCUUCAGUCUGUCAGGGCCAGAUUAGGUCACCCUCCUCCCCUUGGCACACAAGAACUGUCACCUCCCAGAGGCAGCCCGAGUAAGCCAGGCCAUGGCAAGGCACAUGCGGUAUGUAUUUGUCUGCAUACAUUCCUGCCUGUGCAUAUGGGUAGUCUUUGGCCAUAGGGUAUAUUAGCCCUCCAAAGACACCCAACCCAAUGUGCUGUGACAUUUGUCUCUGUGUCACCUUCGGUCAUCAGGAAGAGCCUUACGCUGACUGUGCUGGAGUCACUUCCCCUUCCGUGUGCCAACAGAGCCACUUCUCUGGGACCCAUGGGAACUGUCUCAAGCCAGGGUUGCCACAGAGUUUCAGAAGGAGCAGCAGCCCUGCACACGUGCUCCCUCCCGGGACUGAGGAACCCAGAGGCACGGGGCCAGCCAUCAUCAGGGUCAGGAUCUACUCAGCCCCAUGGAAGGAGUGUCUGGGAAAACAGUGGGUGAUAGAAAAACCCAGCUGAGCAGAUCAUUCCCUGAAACAGGGCCCAUGGCAGGGACCACCGUGGCCCCCACAUCCGAGGAGAGUAGGGACAGGCAGGGAGGGCAGAUCCAGGAUCUAGAUACACAGAAGUAAGUGGCAAGAUAAAUUCAGUUCGCUUCUGACCCAGUUAUACUUCCUGGUGGAAGGUGGCACACACCUGUAAUCCCUGCGCUCAGGGAGCUGAGGCAGUGUAAUGGCAAGUUCAAGCCUAGCCUGGGUAACUUAGCAGACUCUGCCUCAGAAUAAAAACUAAGGAAAGGGCUGGGGAUGUACCUCAGUGCAAAGGCGCAGGUCGCAAUCCCCAGUGCAGCAAAAAAAUUAAUUAAAAAUUAAACAAAAAUAAAAACUAAAGUUAUACUUCCUUACCUAUAAACACACCUGCCCUCCCCCACAAAACAGUUCCCUUAGGAGGGGAAGACUCACUGCAAAAUGCCUGCUGCACAGGUACCAACGACCAUCCCUUGUCCCUUUAGUCCCCUGUAAGUAAACCCCCACCCCCUGCUCGCCAGGACCUGACCCGGGCACAGGGAGAGGGAAAGUUUCUCUCCUGCUCUGAGCCUGGCUCCCUCCGUGCUGUCAAACAUGAGCUUCCCUGUCUGGACCUGGACUGUGGGCCACCAGGUGCCUGGGAGCAGCAGCCUCCUGCCUCCACCUGUCCCAGCGCCAUGCUGGUGACUUCCAAUGUGACUUUCCUCUGGUGAAAUAAACAAGAUACAGAUCUCUGUGAUGAGAUAA